CCCCCACAGCACCUCCCCCACAGCUGCUGCUUUCUUCCCCGCUCCGCUCCACCCGCCGCCCGAGAUGGAUCCGGCGCCGGCGACCCCGCGCUGGAACCUGGAGAGACCGUACCUCACCGGUCGGUUCCACCAGGAGGCCAUGGCAGCUGCGGCGGCGCAGGCGCCCGGAUCCAAGCCGUUUUCCCUCGACUCCUUCAGCCGCGGCGCCGGCGCCAGCACCGGGAGUGUCAUCGGAUCGUACGCAGUUUCGGUGCAGGAGCUUUUGGUGAUAGAUGAUUUGCUAUCAGCUCUGGUGGGUAUUGAGGGACGAUAUAUUUCUAUUAAGAGAGUACGUGGAAAGGAGGGCUAUGUUGUCUUCCAGAUUGAUUCAUCAAUGGACCUUGCCCUCCAGGAAUUGACUCGCAGAAUCUUCCCUUUGUGUGAGGAUUAUGUGCUGGUAAGCCAGUUUGUGGAGUCAAGGUCACAUUUCAAGAAUGGUCUGGUCAACCAUGCUCUGGCUGCAGCUCUAAGAGCAUUCCUACUGGAUUAUCAGGCGAUGGUUGCUCAACUGGAGCACCAGUUCCGCCUUGGAAGGCUUUCUGUUCAGGGAUUAUGGUUCUUUUGUCAGAGGAUGAUGAGUUCACUGAAUGCACUGGCAGUUCUAGUGGAGAAGGCUACUUCCAACAAUACCAGUGGUUCGGCAACACUUAAUCUACUUCAAAGCCAGGCAAAGGUGAUGGGUGGUGAUAGUGCUGUUCGGUCUUUACUGGAGAAGAUGACAGAAUAUGCAAGUGCAGCAUACCUCAGGAUGCUAGAAAGGUGGGUGUAUGAGGGAGUUAUUGAUGAUCCUUAUGGUGAAUUCUUCAUCGCUGAAAACAAAUCUCUGCAGAAGGAGAGCCUCACUCAAGAUUAUGAUGCCAAAUAUUGGCAGCAACGAUACAGCCUAAAAGAAGGAAUUCCUAGUUUCCUUACUAAUGUUGCCGCAAUGAUUCUGACAACAGGAAAGUAUCUUAAUGUUAUGAGAGAAUGCGGGCACAAUGUUCAGGUUUCCUUAGAAAAUUCUAAGCUUAUGAGCUUUGGCUCAAAUCACCAAUAUCUUGAAUGUAUCAAAUCUGCAUAUGAUUUUGCAAGUGGUGAAUUGUUGACUCUGAUGAAAGAUAAGUAUGAUCUCAUUGGGAAACUGCGAUCCCUGAAGCGCUAUCUACUCCUUGACCAAGGUGACUUUUUGGUCCAUUUUAUGGAUAUUGCUCGAGAGGAGCUUACGAAGAAACCAGAAGAAAUAUCUGCUGAAAAACUUCAGUCUCUGCUUGACAUUGCUUUGCGGAGUACUGCGGCUGCUUCUGAUCCAACUCAUGAAGAAUUAAUUUGCUGCGUGGAACGAAGUUCCCUCCUUAAGAAACUGGCCACUCUGAAAGACUUGGAUUGUGCUUGCCCUGCAGAUAAGCUUGCUGCAGCAGAUGUUGAUCAGUCGAUGCAAUUAAGCAUCACGGGUUUGGAAACAUUCUGCCUUAGCAAUAAGGUCCAGUGGCCACUAUCUCUUGUAAUUUCAAGGAAGGCUUUGACAAAAUACCAAUUGAUCUUUCGUCUAUUGUUUCACUGCAAGCAUGUUAGUCGUCAGCUAUGUGCAGCAUGGCAAAUACAACAAGUAUUCCGUUCCGUCAAGAUUCUAGGAACACCAAUUUUACGGUCAUCAAUUCUCUGUCGCAGCAUGCUUAAGUUUGUAAAUAGCCUUCUGCAUUAUCUGACAUUUGAGGUUCUUGAACCAAAUUGGCAUUUGAUGCAUGAUCGCCUUCAAACUGCAAGGAGCAUAGAUGAGGUCAUCCAGAUCCAUGAUUUCUUCCUCCAAAAGUGUCUAAAAGAAUGCUUGCUGUUGUCGCCUGAACUCCUUGUGAAAGUCGAGAAGCUGAAAGCUUUAUGCCUUCAGUAUGCCACUUCCAUCCAGCUCCUGAUGCCAUCCAUCGAUGUUGCCAACUCCGAGAAUACAGCGAAGGCCAGGAAGUCAAGGUCAAGGACAAAUAAAUCGCAGGACAGAGACCAGCAGCUGAAACUGGCAUCAGAGAAUGUCGUCAUGUCGGAGUCAAUCCUGAAAUUCGAAGCGGCGUUCAAUUCAGAGCUCCAGAGCCUGGCUCCCACACUGAGCAACAGUUCACACGCGGAGCCGUACCUGACCCAUCUCGCGCAGUGCAUCCUUGGUGUGCGAGUCGACCAAACGCGGCCACGCCCACAGCUCACUGACACACGCGCCGCGCGCCGAGACACACGGUCGGCGGGGCAGGCCACGAGACGGGAGCCCGGCGAUCUCCCCCGACCCGCGCAUUACCCGAGCGCGCUCGCGUCCGCGUCCGCGGCUGAGGAGGACCCGAUGGUGGGCGGCGGGGGGCGCCGCGCGACGACGGCGGCGGCGCUGGGGCGGUGGUGCCUGGUCAUCCUGGCCGUGGCCUCCGCGCUCGGGGUCUCCGGCCCCGCCUUCUACUGGCGCUACAAGAAGGGGUUCUCCGCCUCGCCUUCCUCCCCCGCGGCGGUGUCCUCCUCCCCCGCGUGCCCGUCCUGCAGCUGCGACUGCCCGGCGCCCCUCUCCCUCAAGUCCAUCGCGCCAGGGCUUGCCAACUUCUCAAUAACAGAUUGUGGAAAAAAUGACCCUGAGCUUGCUAAAGAAAUGGAGAAGCAAUUUGUAGAUCUCCUCAAUGAGGAACUCAAGCUCCAGCAGGUUGUAGCUGAGGAGCACAGCCAUCACAUGAAUGCCACUCUUGUUGAAGCGAAAAGACAGGCUACUCAAUACCAGCGAGAGGCAGAGAAGUGUAAUGCAGCCACAGAGACAUGCGAGGAAGCUCGGGAGCAGUCUGAGGCAGCAAUUUCAAAGGAGAAGAAACUCACGGCACUGUGGGAACAACGAGCUCGGCAACUGGGUUGGCAAGAGUCUCGAGCCUCAAGCAUGUGAUAGCUUGACUAGUUCUGCAUCUCUUUCUCUUCUUCAGGCAAAAUUAUUUCUGGUAGCUGCAAGUGUUGCGUCUUGCAGCCAAACCGAGCGUUGUUAAUUGUACGGAUCCACUUGUAAUGUCUGUUUAUGUAAUCUCAGUUGCCACAGUUUUUGAGUCCCAACGUUGUAGUUCCAGCUUCCCUACAAAUGUAACUAGUAUACACUUGUCUAGAUAUUUUGAAGUUUCAGAUAGCGCUGUUGAGAAACUGAAUUCAGUGUGAUUGUGGAGGCCUAACUGUUGUAGACAUUCAAUUCAAAUGUGGAUGCCGAAAUGUACUCAUUUGAAGGC
Panicum hallii is the source of this 3245-nucleotide messenger RNA. RefSeq names its product gamma-tubulin complex component 2. The transcript has 24 exons. Gene Ontology annotation, biological process: meiotic cell cycle; cytoplasmic microtubule organization; mitotic cell cycle. The coding region runs from base 65 to 2917 and encodes 950 amino acids. Gene Ontology annotation, molecular function: microtubule minus-end binding; gamma-tubulin binding. Gene Ontology annotation, cellular component: spindle pole; gamma-tubulin small complex; equatorial microtubule organizing center. Lineage: Eukaryota; Viridiplantae; Streptophyta; Magnoliopsida; Poales; Poaceae. The record is from RefSeq and is a predicted model, not a curated record.